Messenger RNA from Pieris napi, 3301 nucleotides. RefSeq names its product nose resistant to fluoxetine protein 6-like. NCBI's taxonomy places the organism in Eukaryota, Metazoa, Arthropoda, Insecta, Lepidoptera, Pieridae. Gene Ontology annotation, molecular function: acyltransferase activity, transferring groups other than amino-acyl groups. The record is from RefSeq and is a predicted model, not a curated record. Bases 110 to 2215 code for a protein of 701 amino acids. The transcript has 13 exons.
GUCACUUCUGGGAUAUACGGGCUUUGGAAUUCUUAUAAAUAACUAUAAUUGUAGAAAUAAAAGACUGAACUACUCGUCACUUAGUUGUGUUAAUGUGAACGUCGACAGAAUGUAUUUGAAGUGGUUAUUUAUUUACGGUUGUGUAACGAAAAUUGGCGCACAAAUACAUGGUCCCGUUUCCAUACCGAGGGACUCGUUUGAUCAGGGACUGUACGAAUCAGUGUUAGAUGAGGAACAAUGCCAGAAGGAAAUUGACUAUAUGAAGUUAGAGGAUCAGUGGCUACUUUUGAGGUUUUUCGAUCUCGGUUUUCGAGCGCCGACGGGUAUUAUGGACAAUGUGAAUACGAAUGACUUCGGGGAUUAUUUCAAAUGCCUAGAGCUAAACGCAGAUUCACAAGAUCCUCCGAUCAAGGGAAAGUACUGCGCCGUUACGGUGCCUUUGAAUCAAGACCUUCGACUGCCCUUUUUGGAUGGCCAAUUCAACGGACGAGAUCUUUUGUCUGACCAAAUCAGAAGGAAGGGAAUGGAUCCAGAAGUGGUGUUCAAAGCGAUAGAGCAACGUUCAGACGACUCGAACGCUGGAGGAAUAUUCGAUGACUUAACGUUCAGAUUUGGCAUUUGUAUGCCGCAGACGUGUAGGACGGAUCAAUGGGUGUCGGAGGUGUUCGCCAACGUCAGCGCUAUUGGGUUCAAAUACGAAGAAGAGUUUUGCCGUCUGCCUGACGACAGGCCUUGGGUGGCCGCCGACUACGUGGCAAUAGUAAUAUUUUCAACAUUGGUAGCUUUAACAGUUGCGAGUACGUGUUACGACCUCCACUGCACCUUUACUCUUAAAAAAGACAAGAAGCAAAUCAGUCCUCUGUUGAGCUCUUUCUCCGUCUACACGAACACGCGUCGGCUGACGACGUUCUCCUCGAACGCCAACACCCUGGACUGCUUGGACGGGAUCCGGGCGAUCUCAAUGAUGUGGGUCAUCUUGGGCCACACCUUCUCCAUGUACAACACGUUCAUGAAUCUCCUGGAGGUCAUUGACUUCCUCGUCUCCACUCCGGCCACCUUCGUGCAGUCCGGGGUCUUCGCCGUCGACACCUUUUUGACGAUGACUGGAAUUCUUCUGAUCUACACGUCCGUCGGAAAGAUGACUACGAAGUCACUUUUGAAAUCGCUUCACGUGUUCUACAUCAAUCGUAUCAUGCGUCUGUUCCCUCUGUUGGGCGCCAUCGUGCUCCUGGAGGCUUCCGUCUUUCACAGAAUAGCUGACGGCCCCUACUGGUUGACGGUGGCAAGAAACGUCGAGAGAUGUAGGAACUGGUGGUGGAGCACCAUUCUAUACGUCCAGAACUACGUAAAUCCUAAUGAUAUCUGCAUCCAGCACUCCUGGUAUCUGGCAAUCGACAUGCAGCUGCACAUCAUCUCUCCACUGAUUCUGGUCUGGGUAUACUCCGGCAGACGCAGACUGGCGUGGGCUGGCCUCUCGGGCGGCAUCCUGGCCGUUCUGGUGGCCUCGACGGUCUUCAACUUCAUGUUCGACUUGCCCUCCAGUAACGCGAGUCUCGUCCGUUUAGGAGAACAGGCGGACUACAUGCAGAAAUUCUACCAAAAUACGUUGACGAGAGGUGCGCCAUUUUUCUUCGGAAUGGCUGCGGGCUACCUGCUCGUCCUCACAAAGGGAAAGAAGAUAAAAUUGCCAUUGGCCUUCGUGCUCGUGGCUUGGAUAAUCGCGCUGUCGAUGUUCUCCACCGUCUUCUAUAUGACAUACGAGGUGAUGCAGUUGGAAUGGAGAAACCAGCUCGCCGACAACUUGUACAACUCCUUUGCCAGGCCGAUUUGGGCGAUAGCGCUGUGCUGGCUCGUCUUCGCUUGCGUUCACGGCUAUGGAGGUCCCAUCAACUGGACGCUGUGCCUGCCGAUGUGGAAGAUCCCGGCUCGGAUCUCCUACGCCAUGUACCUCUUCCACUACUCCUUCAUGUUCAUCGCAGCCAGCAUGCAGAUUAGGCCUCUGUACUUCACCGUAGCUCAGUCGCUUUUCGAUUUCCUCGGCCACUUGUUUUUGACCACUCUGACGGCGUUCAUAGUGACGGUGUUGAUCGACUCGCCGUUCUCCACUUUGACCAAACUGCUCUUAAGCGGAGGACAGAAACGACCUCGACGACCUCCACCGGAAGUCAAAGCGUCCGUCGAAGGACAACCCGAAAACGGCAACACGAGAAUAUAAUUCAAUCAAAUCGAUUAGUUUAUUGUUUCUACGUCAAUUAAUUUUCAUAAUUUUAUUCCUAAUACGAUUUGAAUUCAUUCGAAGUAAUUUCUCGAUUCUGAGCUUACACAACGAUGACCAUACCUUACCUAUUGUUAUCGAAAAAUAAGAACAUCAUCGCAGAUAUCUAAUUAAUGUAAUACUUCAAAAUUAUAAAUGUUUCAAUUAGAAUACUAAUUUGUAAACAUAUAUACCUAUAUUAUAUGUGUACGAUUAGAAAACCUGAGGCGUAAUGAUAUGAUGCGUACAUUUAUAUUAUAUUAUUUAUAGAUUACGUGACAUUUAGGUUUAAGAAUAACUUUAUUUCUCAUAAGAAUUGCAUACAAAAUUCACUUACUGAGAAACACAUAUUUAAAACUAAGAUUAAAAAUUAGAAAUUAGAGCGCACAGAUGUAGGUACAUAUAUAAAAUAACAAAACAGAACAGCACCAAAAAUGUGGGUAGACAUAAUAAACUUGAUCAGUCAACCAAGCAAAACACGGAUGUACGAAUUUGAGUUUUUACUAGAUGUGGCAUUGAUGGCAUAGUCUGAUAUAACAAGUUUACAUUGAUUAUUUUAAUUUUUUUCCAUAACACUAUUUUAUUUUUAGUUUAUUCCUAUAUUUAUAUAUUUAGGGCAUGUACAAGGUUUAUAAAACAUUUUUACAGACUAAAAUCACUUUUAGGCAGAUUUUGGUCAAUAUCAAAUACAAUUCUUUAACACCGUGAGGAGUGUUAGUUUAAAGUUCUUUAGACAUUAAACAUUUCAAGUGUUAUCGCAUUCCUGUCAAUAUAUAUAUAUACAUAUUAUAUUUUAAUCACUUAUUUGUAUGUAAUUAAUGUGUAAGUUUUUAGAAGCUUUUUAAAUCGGGCAUAAUUUUGUUCCGCUUUUAUAACUGAUGGUAACUUAUUAUAAAUUGUACCACCCUCAUACUCCAAACUUCUUUUGCCAUAGUUAGUUCUAGGAGGGCGGGUCACCAAGUAACUAGCACGUCUUAAGUUAAUAUUUAUUGUAAGAAAUAUCACAUGUUUAUUUAUCUUUAGGGCAAUCUCAAUAAUGUACAUAUU